UGGACCUACCUUCUCCAGGUCAUGGUCACAUUUAUUAUGAUUUUUCACACACACCCCUUUAGCAUCUCGGAGAGAAAAUUACAUUACAGUGUUUCGUUUAUUUUAAACAAAUAUAUAGGAUAUGGAAAGGAAACUUGUGGAUGGAGUUUAUCCGCCAACCCCGCCGAAAACGCCGCCGUCUUCGGAAAUAUACGGCCAGUCCAGUAGAACACUCAUGGACAGUCCCAAGUCUGUCGUAGACGAGACAUCGGAGAGAGAAGCCGUCGAGACCCUGCUUUCUAUCUGUAAAGCUCCUAGCCCAGCAAGCAGUGAGCAUAGCAUGGAUUCGACAUGUUCAUCAACAUCCAAUGACCCUUGGAAUCUUCCUGGUGACCCUCCACCGCAACCUUUAUAUGGUCCAUAUUCUAGUCCAUCUAGGAGCUCAAACAUGGGUGCCGCAUUUUAUGAUUCUACAUCAUCUGCCACUUACACUGCUGUACCAGAAUCUAACAGUUUAGAAAAAAUGCGGGCAAUUCCAUUAGGGAGAGACUCCAAGUUGGCCCAGUUACUGAUGGAAGGACCUUUAGAAAGAAAAUCUGGACAAACCAUGAUGUCUGCUGCACCUUCAGUAGGUGACCCUUGCAGAGGUCAACCAGUCUCUGUAAUUGUGCCGACCAGUAGGAGUCAGUCCUGUCUCCCGGCAAAGAAAAGACUGAUUAUACGUAACAAUAGAGAGAAUAGUGAUCCAGUUACUGUUUGUCAAAAUAGUCAAAACAAUUUGUUCAAUGGUGCUUCUACAAUGAACUCAACAGGAAGUGAAACAACCUCGUAUUCUAUCUCUAGUCCAUCUUAUUCCAUUUAUACUGAAAUGACUCCAUUAAGUGACUCAAAUACUUUACAAGGAAUAUCAUCCUCAUCAUCACAGAUUCUUGGAAUUAAACCAUUAUCAGGGCAUUCAUCAUCAGCCACUGUGCAGUUAUCGGAGGCAGAGGACUCGUCUUUAUUGGAAUAUCCUUCUUCUGCUUCACCUCUAAUUGCAGAACCUCUUAAAUCAGCAGUAGAACAGUUGGACAAAACUCAGAACACAAACAAUUUUAAAAUUCUUCCUAAUGCUUUAUCAGGAUCACAUGUUGCCCCAUUACCCAUAGUGCUUACAAGAUCUCCUAACGGGGAAAUCACGCAGCAGCCACCCAUUGUUCAAGUCAUUUUCAUGAACAGUAACUGCGCAGCAACUUGCAAGGCAAGUAAUAUGCCAGGACUUUGCCCCAUUGCUCCGGCCCCUCUGACGAGACACACAACAGAACAAGAUAUAGAGGUAAUUGGUAGUUCAAGGUCAAGGCCGCACAGAUGUACAUACAAGGGAUGCGACAAGACAUACUUUAAAAGUUCACACCUGAAGGCUCAUUACAGGACACACACAGGAGAGAAGCCAUUCAUUUGUACAUGGAAAAGCUGUGACAGAAAAUUUGCCAGAUCUGAUGAGCUUUCCCGUCAUAGACGGACUCACACUGGCGAGAAAAACUUUGUGUGCCCUCUGUGUGAGAAACGGUUCAUUAGAAGUGAUCAUAUGUCAAAACAUUUAAGUAGGCAUACCAGCAGCCCACGUCCAAAAUCAAAAGGAAAGAAGGAUGUUGAACAAUCCAUGGAAGUUGUUCAUGAGAAAGUGGUUGAACAGUCCAUGGAAGUUGUUCGUGAGAAAGUGGUUGUUGAGCCAUUAGUUGAAAAGGACAGAGCAGUGGAUAUUUCAGAAGAUUCGCAUAUGUCGUGGUCGGCAGAAGCUUUGUGCAUGGAUCUGCCCCAGGCAGUCGCAGAUUAAGUUACAUAUAUAAGAUCAAUUUUUUACACCCGGUCAAUAACAUGUCAUAAUAUAUAGUAUUUAUUUUUCAUGUUUUGUGUAUUUUGUUCGAGAAAGCUUUUGGUUUGAAAACCAUUUCUUUGUUGUUUAUAAUUUGUUAAGCAAUUGUCUCUAAAACUGUGUAUUUUGACAAAGGAAAUGGUGCAGUUGUAUAGUAUGGUUGUAUGAUUAUACAUGUAAAUUCACAUACGUGCAUAAUGUCCUGGUUGAAUAUUUUCAUGGAUACCAUAAUGAUAGAUUAUUUAUUUAAGAAAAGAUUCAAAAAGUGCUAGGCAUUAUUUCACCUUUAACCUGCUGACCUUUAGAAUAAAUGCACACCCAGUUUCCUUUUUUUGAAACAGACAAUUUUUGGAAUGCUAUGAUGAAUCUUGUCAUCAAUAUAGAGCCUGGUCAGACUAGUGAAAGUGCAGACAGGUCUGGCUCUAUACUGGUGGCAAAGACUUAUAAAUCAUUUUCAGUAGGUCAAAUGGUAAUGUUUCACACCUUUAAUACAUUUGUAGAGUCUACAUACACUACAGUAUUGCAUGCUGAAAAUAAAUUAAUACCCAAUUAAAGGUAAUAUCAACUUAUUUUCCUCCUUAUCAAUUAGAAUGCUGGUAUUAAAUCACUAUUGUUAAAUUUUAGAAUAUAUACAUGUAUAUUUUUUUUAAAGAAAAAUAUCUGAUAAAAAUAUAAAUAACACUACAUAUAUAAUUGCCAUACAAAUUACCCCUAGCUUUAUGUAACAUUAUUAAUGCAAAUCAUUCCAAAUUGUGUGUCCUUAAUAUUAUAUACUUACGUACUAUAUGUAGUAUGUAUUAUUUUUGUAUAUAUUGUAAGCCUUGUUACAUAAAUACUUAUUUGUUAUUAUAAGGUCUAAAGGGUAAAAUACUUGAUACCAGAAUUUAAGUGUAUACUGAACGGUGCAAUACUGUGAAUUCUUGUUGUUAAAUGAGCUCAAACUGAUUGUUUACUAGUGUUUUACUAAGCCCUUUAGGGAAUAGAUAUGAGUCAGUAAACCAAACAAAACAUAUAAGUCCAAUGAAUGGGGAAAUAUUUUACCAGUGAAAUUCAGAUUUAUUGACAGAAAAUGGCUUUAGACAAAGGCAUAAUGGUGAAUUGUUAGCAGUUUGGAUUUUAAUCCUUUACUUAUAUUUAUAUCUUUCAAAUAUGUUUAUUACCGUGAAAAUAUGUUUGAUAAUAACUGAAAGUGAACAACCUUUGCUAACUGCACAGCACUAGGCCAGGCUAUGAUAUGAGCUAGGCCAGCCUGUAAAAUGAGCUAGGCCAGCCUGUAAUAUGAGCUAGGCCAGCCUGUAAUAUGAGCUAGGCCAGCCUGUAAUAUGAGCUAGGCCAGCCUGUAAUAUCCAUGCAGUGUGAUCAUACUCUUAUACUGUUGGCUGGCUCAUUUAAGAGUUUUAAUCUUGAUAUCCCCCACAAUUGUAAAUGAUAAGUUUGAAAAAUGACAAGCAGAUAAUUCUAGGCAAGAGGUGUAGAAGGAAAAGAGUUAAACAUUAAUUUGUUAAUCAAAGUGUUCUUUUAUUUGUGCCAUUAUUGUUGUUUAUUGUAUUUUAUGAAUGUUUUGUUGACAUAGACAUGAUAGAGAAGGAAAUAUUUUUUAACUCUUGUUCAAAUCAGUUUUAUUAUACAGUAGCUUUUGUACUUUUUGUUCAAAGUCAGUAUCUUUAACUUAAGUCCCAUAUAGAUAUUUAUCGGAUAUUAUUUGAUAUUAUUACUAUUUUCAGUUAUUACUGAAUGUAUUAAAAUAUUUUCUGUAAGUGCCACAUUGGUUAUUGAUUUAUUUGGAUAUAAUGUGAAGGACUUUUUAUCCUUAUAAUUUUAAAUUUUGGUAUGUUUUCACCAUGUCAAGUUCAUAUCACAAGUAUUAUGCUGAAAUGGCAAACACUUUUUUUUUGACAAAUACAAGUAAUUAGUUAUUAUUCUUUAUGGAAAAUAACUUUUCUAAUUGAAGGAACUUGAUUAAUUAGAAAAAAUGGUUAAUGUAUUUUUUUUUUCUUAUUUUUUUUUCCAAUGCAGAAAAGCUUUAAUGAACAAUUUAUGUUAAAAAUUAUAAAAAAAACUUGGAAGCAUACACCUGUACAUCUGUUAAAUCUGAUAUUUUUUUUGUACUCCAGUAUUGCAUUAGUCUUAAGCUAUUUAUAUUUUCAUAUUUGCAUAAUUGUCAUUUAAGGGGUUCUAUGUAUCCUCUAUUACAUGAAACAGUGUAAAUAUUUUUGCAUUGUGUCGACAUUAACCAUUUACACACACACAAAAUCCUUCGUCACAAUUCAGGACAUAAUCUGUCUCUCCUGGGAACCAUUUCUUUGAUAUAAUAUGAGCAAUUCUGACUGCAUUCAUGACUAAAUUUAUAUAUAUACAAGUAUGUAUUAUAUCAUUUACAUUGACAUAUCUCUUUGUUUAUUCUUUCUGGCAACAUGUUUUAAUCUUACUUUUUCAUGAAAUCCAAAUCACAAAUGCAAAUAUUGAAACUUUGUCUACAUAGAAUAUUAUGAGUUAUACAUAUUAAUCAUAGAUAUAAAAAGAUUUGUUUUUUUGGCGUAACCAGAUGUUUAUAAUCUCCAUAUCAAAGUUCUUAUAAUGGCUUUUUACCAUGGCAUACUUAUUUAAUAUCUAAGUAUACUUAUAUACUCAAAGAUACUGUGGUAAAUGACAAAUGUAAUAGGUGUUUGUAUGAAAAGAUAAUUUUGUUUAAAAAUCUACAUUAUUUUGUACUUAUUUAUUUUCUACAAACCGUAUUCUGAACAAAUAUCACAGUAUUGUUUACUAACCAUAUAAUGAUGUGUAAUAUUGGCCAGAUCAGUUUAGUAUGAAAUGUUAAAAAACCCGACUGUUUUGACAAAGUUUAUGAUAUAGUUAUAAUGUUGUAUGUUAUUUAACAUAACUCCCGGUGUAUGCUUGAAAUACUCCAUCUUGGAUUCUUAUGACAAAACUCUAUAUACUGUUGGCUGACUAACUUUAAAUUUUCAUCUUGAUAUUGCAAAAUCUGUAAAAUCAAGUUCAGAAAAUUGGAAAAUGUUUAACUCCAUUUUAGAAAUUCAGCAGGUGAAGAGUUUAAAUAGACUCUUUUAUGUAAUAUAAAUACAUGGACAGUAAUCUUUUCAAAAAGAAUAUUUUUACAUACAUGUUACGAAUUUACAGUACUGUUAAAUGUAAUACUCCUAUUUAGGCAAAAUCUAUCUAGAAAUGACUUUGUAUGCCCAGUCUUUUAUUACUUUUACUGGAAUGAAAAGGUUGAUAACAGGGGGUAAAAUAAAUCACUUAAAAAUGGCAUCAAAAUUUUCAAAUAAGAAUUAUAAUAUGUAAUAUAUAGACAGCACAAAAUAUUAUUUACUUGUACAUUGCAUUGCUGAUUAAAGGUUGUAUUUGUCACAAGAAUUCUUGUGACUGAAGUAUAUUACUGAAGUAUAUUACUUCUGGUAAAUGUUGAAAGAUGUGAUAACCUUGUCUAAACAUCUUACAAUUUAAAUUUCAAUGCAUCUGCAUUUACGUACAUGCAAUGUAUUGAACCUUAACAUGAACCUUUACAAGGAAAAUUAUUCUGUUUAACCCAGUUUAAAAAUAAGGUUAAAAUUCUUCAAAAUUUGAUUUUUUUUGUUUUUUGUUUUGUGACAUAGUGACAUAAUUUUGUUGUAAAAUUUGUAGUUUUAUUUUUGUAAAGAUGUCGUAAUUUUUGUAUGGCAGAUGUUGAUAUAUUUUUAGUGUAAUUUCAGUUUAAAACUGUUACAAAAAAUGUUUUGUUGAAUUGUUUGACAUAAUGUGAAUGGAUUGUUAUUCAUACUGUGCUAGUCUAUUGAAAAGUUAUAUUGUUUCUUUGUGUAUAUAGUUGCUACAUAUUUAUUUGAUUUCUUAUUGGUUACAAUGCAAUAGCAAAAAAAAAAUAAAGAUUUUUUUUGUACA
Molecule: messenger RNA, 5731 nt
Organism: Ruditapes philippinarum (Manila clam)
Lineage: Eukaryota; Metazoa; Mollusca; Bivalvia; Venerida; Veneridae
Product: Krueppel-like factor 10
Exons: 4
Coding region: 122-1795 (557 amino acids)
Biological process (GO): regulation of transcription by RNA polymerase II
Molecular function (GO): DNA-binding transcription factor activity, RNA polymerase II-specific; RNA polymerase II cis-regulatory region sequence-specific DNA binding
Source: RefSeq, a predicted model, not a curated record